This is a messenger RNA of Mastomys coucha (southern multimammate mouse), 3123 nucleotides long. RefSeq names its product DnaJ heat shock protein family (Hsp40) member C28 (gene Dnajc28). Bases 370 to 1527 code for a protein of 385 amino acids. The record is from RefSeq and is a predicted model, not a curated record. The transcript is spliced from 2 exons. NCBI's taxonomy places the organism in Eukaryota, Metazoa, Chordata, Mammalia, Rodentia, Muridae.
CCCUUGAAAGCGGGUAGAGGCGGGCCCCGUCUUCUCCCUCUCCCCGUCCCCCUUCAACAACAACGGGACGUCUAGAGGUGCCUGUCCCCUGUCCCAUGGGGUAUGCUUCUUUAACAGAGACCAGUGUCCCUGGUGAGGGAGGCUGCCUGUCGUAGUAAGGUAUGAUGAAGGGCUCCGCAGUGUAGCGUGGCAGAGGGUCCAGUAGCGAGGCCGGGAAGGAGCGGGCCGAGCGUGCUGUGCAGAGGCUCAGCUUGGGCUUUUAGCCGCUGAGCCCCAAUCUGGUCUGUGAAGGUGAGUAGGGUACAGCGGACCGACACUCUUCUGAGACAUCCCUCACCACGAUCACUGUUAAGAAGAAUUCCAGAUACAAUGAUAAACACAGCGCGCAUGAAGAUGGCUGGGAUCCUGAGACUACUUCUAACAAAUGCUUCCUUGAUCCCUCCUGGGGUAAAAAUGCUUUCAGAUCCUGGAUCUAGGUUGCUAUCAACACAUAAAUCCAAGAAGCUCAGAGAAUAUUACAUGCUGCUGAAUCUAGAUGAAGGAUGCUCUGUGGACGAUGUCAGGGAGACUUUUCAUAAGCUUGCCAAGCAGUACCAUCCAGACACUGGUUCUAUUGACGCUGAUUCUGCAACAUUUAUAAAGAUUGAAGAAGCUUAUAGGAAUGUGCUGUCCCACGUGAUAAAACAGAUGCAUGCCAGACGGAAUAAAGCUGAAGAUGCAGAAGAAGAAGAAGAAGAAGAAAAAUUCAAAUAUAAUACACCUCAGCACCGACAUUACUUAAGCUUCGAAGGUGUUGGCUUUGGGACUCCAAGUCAGCGAGAGAAACAAUACAGGCAGUUCAGGGCAGACCGUGCGAUGGAGCAGGUGAUGGACUAUCAAAGGCAGAAGCUUCAGAGGGAGUACUUCGCCAACAGCAUAACUGUCAAAGACUUACGGCAGAGCAAACAACAGAAGAUAACACAAGCCAUCGAGCGCCUGGUGGAGGACCUCAUUCAGGAAUCCAUGGCAAAAGGAGACUUUGACAAUCUCAGCGGCAAAGGAAAACCUCUGAAGAAGUUUUCUGGCUGCUCAUAUAUUGAUCCCAUGACUCACAACCUGAACCGAAUAUUGAUAGAUAACGGAUACCAACCAGAGUGGAUUCUGAUGCAGAAGGAAAUUAAGGAUACCAUUGAGCAACUUCGAGAAGCACUUUUAGUGUCUAGGAGGAAGCUUGGGAACCCUCUGUCACCAGCAGAACAGAAACAAUGGUCCCAAGUGUGUGAGCAGUUUCAAGAAAACAUCCGAAAGCUAAACAAGCGAAUUAAUGAUUUCAACUUGAUUGUUCCUAUCCUGACCAGGCAGAAAGUCCAUUUUGAUGCACAGAAAGAAAUUAUCAGAGUCCAAGAAAUGUACAGGGCCUUUGUAGAAGCAAAACAAUCCACAGAAGAAAACCAAAGUGACAUUAGCCAGGGAGAAGAGGAGAAAACACCCAGAGUCAAGGCAGGCUUUCUAAACUGGCUGAAUCUGUGGAAAUUUAUUAAAAUAUGACUGUUUUGGCAUUCACGAUCAUUUUCUGCUCUGGUCAGUUUUGAGUUGCUCUGACAUUAGACAUAGAGCCGGAGAUUGAUUGUCAUGUCCCAGGGACUUGAGAAACUAAUCACACCCGGUGGUAGAUGAGAGACUUGGGUAAAUUCCGCUGUAAUGAAGUAGUAAGAGGCCCCUGCCCCUGAAGGAGCAGGCUCUGGUGCCAGCUUCAGGUGUCGGCCUCCAGUCUCCAAGUGAAAUCUUAAAAUCUCAAAAGAACAAAGGAAGGGAGAAAGAAAGGAGAUAUGAAAGGAAAUGAAAACGAAAGGGGGCUGGAGAAACUGCCCAGUGUCUGAGAGUCCUUGCUCCUCGCUCCUCCUACAGAGGGCCGGAUUCCCAGCAUCCAUGUCAGGUGGCUCACAACUGCCACCUCCAGCUCCAGCUCCAGGGAUUCAAUGUGCACAUACAUGUGCACACACAUGUUAUAAAUUAAAAAUCUAAAGACAACAGGUAGGUUUUGCAGAUUUCCUCUGGUAUAUUCCAGAGCUUAUUAAAGCUCUAAACUGUGGGAAUGCUUGCUAGGUGGAGCAAAACUGAAGGUCAGGAAAUAGCACUCUGGGACUCCUGUGGGCACUGGACAAAGAAAAGGCCAAGUAAGGGGGCUAACUGUGCCCACUGGCCACAGAAGUCAGUUAAGCUAAUUGACUUAAAAGUCCUAAAAAUGUUAGAGUUGAUUAUAUUUUUGUAACUUUUAGAGGGAGCAAAAGUCCUUAAGAACAAUACAAAGGUAAAUGUUCACUUCUAGUCUCUUCUCUGAUACAAGCUGACACACUAGGUUUCCAUAAACCUUGCUUAAGUGCCGUGGUGCCAUAGAUCAGACCCCCCAGAGAUGGUUCAACAAUGUUAACCCCAAACUUAACCCUUUUUGGGACCCAACUUCCUGUCUUAGAGACCCUUUGACAGUUGGUCUAAGAUGAGGUAUCUAAAAUUUGUUCCUUGGAAUCUUCAGCAAGUCACAAGAGACAGAAAUUGAUGAGAUGGUUGUUCCAUCUCCUUUAAGAAAACUUGGGGCUCUCAGGCUUGGCUAGUUGCUUUGGGCACACAAUUGGGUACCCAGAAGGAAGCCCAAGUGUGCAGAAAGGAACUGACCCAUUUCCAGAGCAAUGUGAAGAUGGGGUUCAGAAGAACAGCGCUUGACACGGACAUGGGGCCGAGUCAUUUUGUAAGUCUGCGGUGGUUAAAACAUCAAAGAAACCUACAUCUUCAAAAGGAAGUUGGGCCCUUUCUGCUUUGAUAAUCGAGCAAUUGAGUGGCAUAAUGAAUAAUUUUUUUUUAGUUGGAACGAGUUAUCUAGCUUCUGGUGAUAGUACUAUAUACAUUACUAAAUGGAAUUGUCCGCAGCGUGGAGCAUGGCUUUGUGAUAAGAGCUGUGGCUCCAGAUUAUUUUAAGAGACUGCCAUUCUGUGAUGCUUACUUUAAAAAUGGGGGUUUGGAGUAAACAUGAAUGAAAUAAUUCUCAGUAUUGUACAUGAGAAGAUGAGGUUACAAAAACUAUUAAUUAUAGUACCACUCACUUUAUGUUUGCAAAUGUCUAUAUUAAUAAAAUUACCUUAAUGAUGA